AGAGAGGUCUUUUUCUCCUCUUCUAUUGAAUCUCAGAGCUGGCCGUGACGCGCGGCCCAGGGGGAAGACCACGUAGAUCUCACCAGAAUGCAACGACCAUCGAGGUUCCUCACCCGACGACUCGUGUAUGGGAACCACUGCGCGCACUUCCCCUUUUGAAGAGAACCCCGCUCCUUCUCCUCCUUCUUCUUGUUUCACUAUUUCUCCGAGAGACGCGGCGAAUGCGGUGAAAGCGGCGGAGACCCUCCGGAUCGCGAAAUGUUGGGAUGGAAGGCGCAGACUUUGACUCGCAGUCUCCGACAGGAGUAUGAAGUCCCACUUGGCGGGUGUGAGAUCUCCGAGAGUGAAACUCUGUUGCCUUGGGAUAUCGCUGCGCGCUUUCGGGGAGAUACUAUAAAGUGGGAAACGGUCUCGCAGUCCCCGCAACAUGGCCUCGGCCGCUAAUGCGCCUUCCGAGCAGGAAAACAGGGACCCCGAUCGGCCGAGGAUAACGCGGAGGAACCGGGGUGACUCUGCCCGCAACGCACCGCUGGAUUUGGAGUAUUUGCAGCGGCCGAGUUACUGCGACGCGGGCUUUGCUUUGGAGCAAAUCACCCAGGGGAAGGCGACGGGGAGGAAAGCACCUCUUUGGCUGAGAGCGAAGUUCCAGAGACUUUUAUUCAGGCUGGGCUGUUACAUACAAAAGAACUGCGGGAAGUUUUUGGUCGUGGGCCUUAUGAUUUUCGGAGCUUUCGCCGUGGGCCUAAAGGCAGCUAAUUUGGAGACGGACGUGGAGAAACUCUGGGUGGAAGUCGGCGGCCGCGUGAACCGGGAACUGACGUACACGCGGCAGAAUAUAGGCGAGGAGGCCAUGUUUAACCCUCAGCUGAUGAUCCAGACGCCGCGGGAGGACGGAGCCAAUGUUUUAACGGUGGAUGCGCUGCUGCAGCAUCUGGAGUCAGCUCUGCGAGCCAGCAGAGUCCAUGUUUACCUUUAUAACAGACAAUGGAAAUUAGAAAACCUAUGCUACAAAUCAGGAGAACUAGUCACAGAAACUCCUUUAAUGGAUCAGAUGAUAGAAAAGCUUCAUCCCUGCCUCAUCAUCACCCCUUUGGACUGUUUCUGGGAGGGAGCCAAGCUCCAGUCUGGAAUGAUCUAUCUCCCAGGUAAAGGCCCUUUGCAAUGGACCAACUUGGACCCCCAAAAGGUCCUUGAAGAAAUGGCAGGGGAAAAUCAAAGUUUUGAGGAGAUGUUGGAAAAGGCCGGUAUUGGACACGGCUACAUGGAUAGACCCUGCCUGAACCCUGCUGACCCCGACUGCCCCCUAACGGCGCCCAAUAAAAACUCAACAAAGCCGUUUGACGUGGCGCGCGCCCUGAGCGGCGGCUGCCACGGUCUGUCCAGGAAGUACAUGCACUGGCAGGAGGAACUGAUCGUGGGAGGGACCACCAAGAACGGCAGCGGACCCCUGCUCAGUGCCCAAGCCUUACAGACCAUGUUCCAGCUGAUGACUCCCAAGCAGAUGUUUGAGCACUUUCGGGGCUACGAGGAGGUUUCCCACAUCAACUGGAACGAAGAAAAGGCUGCAGCCAUACUAGAAGCCUGGCAGAGGAGAUACUCUGAGGCGGUGCUGCAGAGUGUGGCAGCAAACUCAUCUCAGAAGGUCUUGUCGUUCACCAGCACCACCCUGGAAGAUAUCCUCAAAUCCUUCUCCGACAUCAGUAUCAUCCGUGUAGCCAGUGGGUACUUGCUGAUGCUGGCCUAUGCGUGUCUGACCAUGCUGCGGUGGGACUGUGCCAAGUCUCAGGGGGCCGUGGGGUUGGCGGGCGUCCUGCUGGUGACACUGUCUGUUGCAGCUGGCCUGGGCCUCUGCUCUCUCCUGGGCAUCUCCUUCAAUGCUGCCACCACGCAGGUGCUCCCCUUCUUGGCUCUGGGUGUCGGAGUGGAUGACGUCUUCCUCCUCGCUCAUGCCUUCAGUGAAACCGGACAGAACAAGAGGAUCCCGUUCGAGGACCGUACGGGCGAGUGCCUGAAGAGGACCGGGGCCAGCGUGGCUCUCACCUCCAUCAGUAACGUCACGGCUUUUUUCAUGGCGGCCCUCAUCCCCAUCCCGGCACUCCGAGCCUUUUCUCUACAGGCCGCAGUGGUAGUGGUGUUCAACUUUGCCAUGGUGCUGCUCAUCUUCCCCGCCAUCCUCAGCAUGGACCUCUACCGACGCGAAGACAGGCGGUUCGACAUUUUCUGCUGCUUCUACAGCCCUUGUGCCAAUCGUGUGAUCCAGAUCGAGCCCCAUGCGUACCUGGAUGGGGCGGAAGGGAGUCGCUACAGCCCUCCUCCAUCCUAUUGUACCCCUCCACCCUCAUAUUGCACGCCUCCCCCGAGCUACAGCAGCCCCCCACCCUCCUACAGCAGCCACGGCUUCGCCCAGCAGACCCAAAUCACCAUGCAGUCCACGGUGCAGCUCAGGACGGAGUAUGACCCCCGGACUCAGGCCUUCUACACCACGGCUGAGCCAAGGUCCCAGAUCUCCGUGCAGCCCAUGAACACAGCUCCGACGAGGAGUAACCCCAGCAACGACUAUUACAGCGGCAGCACCGGCAAUAACAACAAUAACAACAACAACGGCAGCGGCAACGGCAGCAGAGGUAACGGGGGAUCUCGAGGUUCUGCCAACUUCUCCCAUCAUCACCCUGCUCCUCCUGCUGCUGCCCCGACCUUGAGCGCCAGCUCGCCCCGUCAGGGUGACCCUGCCUCAUCGACGGGCCAGAGCCCCGAGAACAACAGCUCCACCCGGGACCUGCUGUCCCAGCACGGAGAGGGCUCCAUGGGCCUGCGGUGCCUCGACCCUCCCUGUUCCCGCUGGACCCUGUCCUCUUUUGCGGAGAGGCACUACGCUCCGUUCCUUCUGCAGCCCACCACCAAGGUGGUGGUGAUUGUGCUGUUCUUCUGCCUGCUGGUCGUCAGCCUCUACGGGACCACCCAGGUGAGGGAUGGCCUGGAGUUGACGGACAUUGUGCCCAGAGAGACCAGCGAGUACGACUUCAUCGGGGCCCAGUUCAAGUUCUUCUCCUUCUACAACAUGUACGUGGUGACACAACGGGCCGAUUACGCCCAGAAACAGCCUCUGCUGCACCAGCUCCACCAGAGGUUCCACACCAUCCGCUACGUGCUGAAGGAGGACAACGGGCAGCUGCCCCGUAUGUGGCUUCACUACUUCAGGGAAUGGCUGCAAGGCCUCCAGCAGGCGUUUGACAAGGACUGGGAGGCCGGCCGCAUCACCUCCAACAGCUACAGGAAUGGCUCCGACGAUGGCGUUCUGGCCUACAAGCUGUUAGUGCAGACUGGACGCAGGGAGAAGCCCUUCAACCUCAACCUGCUGACUCGUCACAGGCUUGUGGAUGCAGAUGGGAUCAUCAAUCCUGGGGCUUUCUACAUCUACCUGACCGCCUGGGUCAGCAAUGAUCCUAUGGCAUACGCUGCCUCGCAGGCCAACAUACGGCCGCAUCCUCCCGAGUGGCUCCACGACCGUACCGACUCCAUGCCUGAGACACGCCUCAGCAUCCCGGCUGCUGAGCCCAUCGAAUACGCACAGUUCCCCUUCUACCUCAACGGGCUCCGGGAAACGCCUCAGUUUGUGGAGGCCAUCGAGAGCGUGCGCGCCAUCUGCAGCAACUACAGCCGACAAGGCCUGCCCUCCUACCCCAACGGCUACCCUUUCCUGUUCUGGGAGCAGUACGUCAGCCUGCGCCACUGGCUCCUGCUGUCCAUCAGCGUCGUGCUCGCCUGCACCUUUCUGGUCUGCGCCCUUUUCCUGCUCAACCCGUGGACCGCCGGCAUCAUAGUGUUGGUUCUUUCUCUCAUGACUGUGGAGCUGUUUGGCUUUAUGGGGCUGAUGGGAAUCAAGCUGAGUGCUGUUCCUGUGGUCAUUCUCAUCGCCUCUGUGGGCAUCGGAGUAGAGUUCACCGUCCACGUGGCUCUGGCGUUCCUGACAGCCAUAGGGGAUCGUCACAAGCGAGCCGUGCUGGCAUUGGAGCACAUGUUUGCUCCUGUGCUCGAUGGAGCCUUCUCCACCCUGUUGGGUGUCCUGAUGCUCGCUGGCUCUGAGUUCGACUUUAUUGUCAGGUAUUUCUUCGCAGUGUUGGCCAUUCUAACUGUUCUCGGAGUACUGAAUGGACUGGUCCUUCUUCCAGUAUUACUGUCAUACUUUGGGCCCUAUCCAGAGGUGUCUCCAGUUGAUGGUGGCAGCCGGUUACAAACUCCAUCCCCGGAGGCCCCCCCUCACGUGGUCCACUUCUCAGUCCGCCCUCACCACAACACCGCGGCCACCACCACCACCUCCGGUGCUGCCUCGGACUUGUCGGACUCGGAGUACAGCUCUAACACCACGGUGUCCGGCAUCAGCCAGGAGAUGCAGAACUACAACCUGCCCUCACACAGGGCACAGCCUCGGACGGAGGAGCAACAGUACCACCUCCAGAGCAGCAGGGGCCGGGGGGUCCGGACAGAAGAGGAAAGGAGAGCAGGGUCCGGGCAUAGGCGCUCAGCCAGACAGCCUGAGCCUUCUACCUAUACUGUGUCUUCGUCCUCUCGGGGUUGUGAUUCUGGGGCCCAGCCCAGGACCACUCACCGUAACAGCAGCAGGGACCCCAAGAGCCAGCUGCAUUGGCAGGCCCCGCCCCCAGCCCGCCCGCGCACGGACGCUUUUGAGACGGCUACUGAGGCUGGGGGCCAUCGCGGCUCACACGCCCACAGAGAACGCUCGGCAGGCCGUAGAGCCCGCUCUUCCCACAGCUCGCAGCCGAAUCACCAUCACCUGCCGCACCACCACCCCAACCCCGCCCCCUAUUGCCAACCUAUCACCACGGUAACGGCGUCGGCCUCCGUCACCGUCGCUGUCCACCCGGCCCCGUUGUCCAACCAGGGGCCCCCCGCUCCUUCUUACCCGGGAUUCUCUGCAACAGACAGUUACUGCCCAUCGGGGACGGAGGAGGGCCCCGAGCCUGCCUUCCCGGACCCACACGUGCCCUUGGACACCCACGCGGGGGCCAGAGGGGUCAACGUGGAGGCCAUGGAGCUUCAAGACUGGGAGUUUGAGGCAGCGGACAGCAACAGUGGCAGACGGGCGAGCUGAGUUGUGGAGAAUGGAAGUACAACGGCCAAAGAUGGACUCCUCUGUAUCACUAAGCCCGCUGACCCGGCCUGGCUCAGUCCAGCGUAGCCCUGCUCAGCUCGAUCCUCGGCAGCGAGAAACUGGCCAUUGUUGCCGUCGUGGUGCUCAUUCUUACUGUAACCCAGUGGACUAGUGGCUUAGAUAUUUCUAUCUAUAUUUAAAAGAUGUAUAAAUAUGUAAAUAUGGGCAAAAAGUAGCUAUGAUUUUAGGAGCGUUACAACUCCUCAUAACAGACUGGGGCCGCCAUUUUUUAUGGUGUGUAUGUGUGUGUGUGUGUGUGUGUGUGUGUGCGUGUUUGAGUUAAUGUGUGCAUGCAAAUGUGAGAUAGAGGUACAUCUCUGAUAACUGCUCACUCAUCUGUGGAUCUGUGCCAUUAGGAAGCUUCAUCUAGACAAAAAUACCUGUCAGCAUUCACUGUUGCUGCUCGAAAUAUUUUUUUUUAAACAAUUUACAUUUUUAAUUCUAUGCAAAUGUCUCUUUAAACAAAAUAAGUGAUCGGUUUUUGUAUAUGUUGGUUUGAAUGUAUGUGCGUGUGUAGUGAAGUGUGGGGCUGUAUGAUGAGAAGCUGUCGGAUACACAGAACAGACUAACAUUUACACUCAUUUAACAUUGAGAGAAAUUGUUAGUGAUUAGUGAGUGAUCCAACAGGCCUAUUGUGUAUAUACUGUACAUAUAUAUAUAUAUAUAUAUAUAUAUAUAUAUAUAUAUAUAUAUGUGUGUGUGUGUGUGCGAGCGCGUACUUGUGUGUGUUCAUUAUUGUAUAAAGAUACGCAUGUUAAACUAUUAUUUUUUUUAUCACAAACCUGUGGUAGUUAUGAAACAAUUACUGUUUAACUUGACACGCUAUGCGUGCUAUUUAAGACGAGCAGAUAUGAAGAAAUUUUAAAAGCUGUUUUUGUUUUGUUCUAUUAGUUAUCACCUCUGCAUUGGAACCUGUUUCAGCGCUCAGCUUUGUGUCACAGUCUGUUAGGCUGCCCUCUGGUCGCAUUUUACUGUAAGCGGUUAUGUAUUGUUUAACCCCAGCAGGCUCAACCCAGGUUCUGUCUCAUGUACUGACACACAAGCAGUAAACUCACCUCAAAAAAAAUCACGCUGUCAUGACAGGGACGUUGACAUGACUGAUUCUGGAACAGGGUCAACACGGGGCACUAACUCUGUCUCGUGGAUAAGCUAAAACUUCAUUCAACAUGGCACUUGACUGCAAAGUUAAACUUCAUCUGCAGGAAUAUCUCACCUCAAGUAGCUCUUUAUUUCUGUCCAAUCUAUAAGCUAGCCCACGCAGCCUGCUAAGGGAUAAGACCUAUAUGGCCUGACGAUGUGCUCUAUGUGUGUCUCAAUGUACAGUCUAUGUGUAUAGACGUGUGUGUGUGUGUGUGUGUGUGUGCUGGUGCAUCCUCUCACUCUAUCUUGGCUCUCCUUUAGACACCAUGAAGACAACUGGCCCCAAUUCGGCAUCAGCCGUCCACACUGACCACAGCUAAUAAAAAUGUGCCGAGGCACUAAUUAGACUUCGCUCCCAAAAUGCACAACCCAGAGCCUCAGGGGUCAGAGUUCAGACUGCCAGCCCCCCUCCUUACCAGCAAUGGCCAGUUUACAUGUGUCUUUGUCAGCAUGCAUAUCGGUAACCCCUCCGGUUACAGACCCGGCCCCCUCUGACCCCGCCAGUCCCCCCCGCCCCCUCCCACACACACCGGAUUGCCUCCGCCUUUACUGUUGGACACGUAAAGCUCUUCCCAGAAGUCUUUCAGUCCAGCAGUUUUUCUCCCCAACACAUUUCUUCAGCUGCUUGCAUGAAAUAGGUUGUUCUGUUUGUUUUUUUGUGUUUGUUUUUUUUCUCCCAAUGUCACAUUGGCAGUAGCGGAGAGACUUGAUAGCUGGCAACUAUUUUAUUCAUUUUGAAGCGUUUUUUUGUUUGUUUCUGUUUAACGUUCAAUUGCGAUAUUUAUAUUUUUGUAAUAUAAAAUAUUUGUUUUAUUUUCUUUUGUUUUUGUCAUGAUGCCAGUGGAUAACAAAUGCAGGGAUUUUUAUGUCUAUUGAAAAAAACUAUUACAGUUUAAUGUUUUUACAUUAAUGGAGUUUGAUCUGUAUAAAGUGCUUACUAAUGUUAAAUAGGAAAAAAGAGUAUAUAACAUUUUACACUACAGGUCUCAUCAUAGCUCUUAGAGGAUUUUAAAAGGAAAAAAAAUCAGUGGUUCUUCCAGACUGCCAUUUUGGUCUUGGUUGGCGUGGAUGUAUGCUGUUUUCAGUUACAAAGAUAAAUGUAUGCCAUAUAAUUUAUUUAUAUGAAAAUUUAUUUUUGUAGUGUACAUAGUAGUUGUCAAGGUAUUUGACAGAAGUAUAUUUUUAAAGAGUUUAUAUGUAAUGAUAUACCAUAACAGAAAAAAAAACCUUAAGGAGCACACUUUCACUGCUAACCGUCUUGUGAGACAACAUCUACACCUCCCCUUCAGUAUUAUGUUCCGAUCCUUGGAGAGAGACAGCUGUUUCCAUGGCUUUGUCAAAGGCUUAGCCAUGAAAGUAGAAAAUUGUACUAGCUCUCUAAAUAUUAAUGUUCAAACACUGAUAGAAUUCUAACAAAUAAAAAUAUUAUAACUUAUUUGUCUCUUUGUUCAUAACUUUAAUAAAUGGAUUCUUAAAACGA
This is a messenger RNA of Gasterosteus aculeatus aculeatus (three-spined stickleback), 7790 nucleotides long. It is a transcript of the gene ptch1, whose product is annotated as patched 1. Gene Ontology annotation, molecular function: smoothened binding; hedgehog family protein binding; hedgehog receptor activity. Lineage: Eukaryota; Metazoa; Chordata; Actinopteri; Perciformes; Gasterosteidae. Gene Ontology annotation, biological process: negative regulation of smoothened signaling pathway. Gene Ontology annotation, cellular component: plasma membrane. The record is from RefSeq and is a predicted model, not a curated record.